CCCCUCGUGUAUCACAGCAAUUGUAACAUAUCCAAGUUCCUCGUUUUGUGUCCUAUUCAUCCCCAAAACAAACAACAACAUAGAUUUUGUUCUUCUUCACUUCAAAAAUGAGUUCUCUUCACCAUCAACAUGAUCAUGUUCGUGAUUAUGAAGCAUGUUUGAUAGAGAAUGUAGAGAAUAUAAAGGCAACAACAUUGAGCAAGGAAAGUAUGAAACAUGGUAGAACAGCACAUAACAUAUCAUCAUCUUCAUUGCGUAGGAAAUCCAAUGUCACUCUUGUCUCUAAUCCUCGUUAUGGAAAUGUUUUGGCUAAUUUUCAAGAGGUUAUUCUUGGAACAAAGCUUUCUAUUCUGUUUGUAGCGAUUCCUUUUGCCAUUUUUGCUCAAUGCUAUGGAUUUUCAAAACCUUUGGUUUUUGCUUUGAGCUUACUUGGCCUUAUCCCUCUUGCAGAAAGAGUCAGCUUCUUGACAGAAGAGAUAGCUUAUUACACAGGUCCUACAGUGGGAGGACUUUUGAAUGCAACUUGUGGGAAUGCUACAGAGCUCAUCAUUGCAAUAUUUGCACUUAGCAAUAACAAAAUUGAUGUGGUCAAGUAUUCUCUCCUUGGUUCCAUCCUCUCCAACCUUCUUCUUGUUCUUGGAACCUCUCUAUUAUGUGGCGGCAUUGCAAAUAUUCGAGCCGAGCAAAAAUUCGACAGAAGACAGGCAGAUAUGAACUUGCUUAUGCUUCUUCUGGCAUUGUUGUGUCACUUACUGCCCUUAUUGUUCCAAUAUGGUGGGGCUUCGGUUGCUAUCGAUGCAGAUUCAUCUCUGCAGUUCUCAAGAUUUGCGAGCAUUUUGAUGGUGAUUGCAUAUUUGGUAUAUCUUAUCUUCCAACUAUGGACGCAUCGGCAAUUAUUUGAAGCUCGAGAUGAAGAGGAUGAAGAGAAUGAAAAUGCUUCAAAAGCAGUUAUUGGAUUUUGGAGUGGAUUUGCUUGGCUUGUUUUUAUGACGGUGUUUAUUGCGAUUUUGUCCGAAUAUGUGGUUGACACUAUUGAGGAUGCAUCGGAUUCAUGGGGUCUAUCUAUCAGCUUCCUCUCCAUAAUCUUGCUACCAAUAGUUGGCAAUGCAGCUGAACACGCAGGAGCUAUCAUAUUUGCUUUCAAGAAUAAGCUGGACAUCUCUUUGGGUGUUGCUUUGGGUUCUGCAACUCAAAUUGGAAUGUUUGUGGUUCCCUUGUGUGUAAUUGUUGCUUGGAUUCUUGGCAUCAAAAUGGACCUUAACUUCAACCUUCUAGAAACAGGUUCUCUUGCUUUGGCAAUUAUAACAACAGGUUUCACAUUACAGGAUGGAACUUCUCACUACUUGAAAGGCCUUAUUCUCUUGCUCUUGUAUAUUGUUAUCGGGGCAUGCUUUUUCGUACAAAGAACACCCUCUGGCUUUGGAGCAUUUUCGUCUUUUGGAGGUGAAGAGUAGUUGCAGCAACCAAACUUAUGAAACAAAAUUUAUUGGAUUUGUUGUUUUGUUCCUCAUAUAUCCUAGAAAGAUAGCUAGUUGUUUGUGUACAUAAUAUAUACCUUUCAAAGGAUUGAGUCAAAAAAUUCCAACACAUACAUAUAAUAUAUAUGCAACAAUUGUGAAGUAGUUAUCAAAAAA
Molecule: messenger RNA, 1634 nt
Organism: Vicia villosa (hairy vetch)
Lineage: Eukaryota; Viridiplantae; Streptophyta; Magnoliopsida; Fabales; Fabaceae
Product: vacuolar cation/proton exchanger 3-like
Exons: 11
Coding region: 108-1454 (448 amino acids)
Biological process (GO): calcium ion transmembrane transport; intracellular calcium ion homeostasis
Cellular component (GO): plant-type vacuole membrane
Molecular function (GO): calcium:proton antiporter activity
Source: RefSeq, a predicted model, not a curated record